AUGGCACUGCAGUCAAGCAGUCACAAAGAAGUGCCAGCACAAACCCACGCCAUCCCACAUGUCACUUUGCCCAAAGCUCCCGACCCAAAUGUCGAUCCGGCUGGCUACCUGCGCAGCAUCUACUCGGUCCGGGAACGCAGUCGCAUCGUAAUGGAGAAGGCUCAGAACGAUCAACUACGACAUUUCAACGUUGACAUGACCAAGUUUGCUGACACAGCCAAAUACGUUGUUUCGAUCAUCAAGCGCGAUUUCGAACCCGACUAUCAUAAGAUUCCUCCUCAUGGUCGAUGGCAACACUUCGAUGUUGGCGGUCAACCCAGAGUGAACGAGCUGAUACAAAGUUGGCCGUCGAGUGUCGACACCCAAGAACGAACACGGAGACUGAUCGAUCUAUUUCUCGUUUCUGUGCUAUUGGAUGCAGGUGCAGGUGCUCGAUGGCAAUACAAGACCCAAGAAGACGGCAGAGUCUUCAAGCGCAGUGAAGGUCUCGCAGUGGCUAGCCUGGAAAUGUUCAAAGCGGGCCUUUUCUCCAGCGAUCACAAUCAGCCAUUUCAGGUCGACAGCACCGCCUUGAAACGUCUUACUCCGGAGAGCGUUGGGAAAGGCUUGCAGGUUUCGGCGGAGAACCCAGUUGAUGGAUUAGCUGGUCGAACGAGUCUGCUCGUCAAACUUGGAGAAUCCCUCCUCAACAAAGAAGUCUUUGGCGCAAAUUCGCGUCCUGGCAAUCUAUUAGACUACCUUCUCAAUCAUCCAUCAACGCACCGGGGCCCGGUCACCGUAGUCACCCUCCCAACUCUGUGGGAUACGCUCAUGCACAGCCUGACUGCCAUUUGGCCAGCCACGCGCACCCAGAUUAAUGGCCAGGCCCUUGGAGAUGCCUGGCCCUGCGAAUCGAUGCCAUCAGUGCCCUCGCAGCCCUGGCAAAGCAUUGUACCGUUUCACAAACUCACUCAAUGGUUGACCUAUUCUCUCAUGGUGCCCAUGCAGAAGCUGGCAAACGUCCAUUUCGCUGGAGUCGAGCUGAUGACCGGGCUACCAGAAUAUCGCAACGGUGGACUUUUGGUCGAUACAGGUCUCCUGACGUUGAAGAAGGCUGAUCAGCAGCGGGGUGAGGAGCAGUAUCGAUCGAAUGCCACGCGUGAAGGACAGCCAAACUUUGAGGUGGUCCCGCUUUUCACUGCGGAUGACGACGUGAUAGUGGAGUGGCGAGCGGUCACGGUUGGCUUCCUCGACAAACUGCUCCUGGAAGUCAACAAUCUCCUCGGUCUGUCUGGCAAUGACAAGCUCAAUUUGGCGCAAAUGCUCGAAGCUGGCUCCUGGAAGGUCGGUCUUUUCUCUCUUCACGUACCUACAGUGAAUAAAGCAGGGCUAACAUUGGUUGUACAGAGCGGGCGAGAGAUUGCCGAAGUCAGCCGGCCAAAUACAAAGGAGCCACCUAUCAUGAUCCUCUCUGAUGGCACCGUAUUUUAG
Messenger RNA from Dissoconium aciculare CBS 342.82, 1470 nucleotides. Its product is annotated as DUF1688 domain-containing protein. The record is from RefSeq and is a predicted model, not a curated record. NCBI's taxonomy places the organism in Eukaryota, Fungi, Ascomycota, Dothideomycetes, Mycosphaerellales, Dissoconiaceae. Bases 1 to 1470 code for a protein of 489 amino acids. The transcript has 2 exons.